Molecule: messenger RNA, 793 nt
Organism: Punica granatum (pomegranate)
Lineage: Eukaryota; Viridiplantae; Streptophyta; Magnoliopsida; Myrtales; Lythraceae
Source: RefSeq, a predicted model, not a curated record
GACAUGAGAAAGAAGGUGAAGCUUGCUUUCAUCGCCCAUGACUCCACAAGGAGGGCCACAUUCACCAAGAGGAAGAAGAGCCUUCUCAAGAAAGUGAAUGAGCUCAGCAUUCUGUGUGCUGUCCCGGCUUGUGCCAUUGUCUAUGGUGAGAACGAGUCCAAGCCGGAACUAUGGCCCAAUUCCCCCAUGUCGGUGCACCAGGUGAUCUCUAAGUUCCAGGAGAUGCCGCUCAUGGAGCAAAGUAAGAAGAAGUUGAACCAGGAGAGCUUCCUCCGGCAGAGGAUAGCAAAAACCGAGGAACAACUGAAGAAGAUGAGGAACGACAAUAGGGAGAGGGAGAUGACCAACAUUCUGUACUGUGGCGUGGACGGGAUGCUGGCACCUGGGUGGCUUGACGGCCUCAGCUUGCAGGACUUGAACGACCUCAAUCUGGUGAUCAAUAAGACGCUGAAUGAGAUUGAUGAGAAGCAGGAGAUGCUUGGUGAGCCAGGGUCAAUGAAGAAAGUAACUGCGGAAGCUACAGAGAAAGCGACUGAGGAGGCGGUGCCGGUGGAUCCCAACAACAUGGAGCCCAUGCAGGGGGAGGAGUGGCUCAAGAACCUCAUGGAGCCGCUGGAGCCAGCAAUAUGGCCCCUUGAGGAUAGCAUAAACCCUAGCAGUCCUAUGUGGUUGAACCCCUUUCUACCAUGAGGAGAAGGAACAAUUAUAUUGCGCUCUAUUAGGUAUGAAUAAAAAGAGCGCAUAUAUAUAUACAUAUAUAUAUAUAUAUAUAGUGGACGAUCUAUAAUCAGUC